AUGCCUUUAAAAGAACAAGUAGAAGAAUAUAAUGACAGUAGAUUGAAAGACUUAUCACACUCUACUAAACUAUAUGAAUUUGAUGCAGAGAAUUCAAUAGUAGAGUCAACAACACUGAUUCCUGGUGUAGUAUCACAUGAAGUCCCAGAGUCACUCAUACCUUCCAAUAAUAGAGAUUGUGCUGGCUUAUCACGUAAAGUGAAGUUAGCCAUAGCAGCACAGGUUAUGUUACGAUGUCUGGUGAGCCGUGUCACAAUUGAUGAUUCAUCAGAACAAGAAGCUGUCCCAAUAGAACCAGUCAUGGCCAAGUUCUAUGGCAAGCAAGGAGUAACAUUACAGCAUACACAGUUACCAUUACUACCUUGCUGGGCAGCUACUAUACAUGAAGUUCUGGGUCUAUCUCUUGAUGCUGCAGUAAUCGAUUUAGGCCCUAAAAUGUUUGAAGAUGGAAUGGCAUAUGUUGCCUUAAGUAGAGUAAGAACACUCCAAGGAGUUGCUCUACUAGGACUAGUCGAAAAGAAAAUCACAUCAUCAACAGUAGCAAAUGAUGAAAUGGAUAGACUAAGGAACCAUAGAUUAUAA
This is a messenger RNA of Amphimedon queenslandica, 582 nucleotides long. Its product is annotated as ATP-dependent DNA helicase PIF1-like. The coding region runs from base 1 to 582 and encodes 193 amino acids. NCBI's taxonomy places the organism in Eukaryota, Metazoa, Porifera, Demospongiae, Haplosclerida, Niphatidae. The record is from RefSeq and is a predicted model, not a curated record. The transcript has 2 exons.